Molecule: messenger RNA, 1065 nt
Organism: Esox lucius (northern pike)
Lineage: Eukaryota; Metazoa; Chordata; Actinopteri; Esociformes; Esocidae
Exons: 6
Coding region: 1-774 (257 amino acids)
Biological process (GO): response to bacterium
Source: RefSeq, a predicted model, not a curated record
AUGGCGAGAACCUCACUACCACCUCUACUGCUCUUUGGAAUGAGUUUGUUCCCUGUUUUGUUUUUCCAGUCUCAGACUGUGGUGGUACUUAGGGGGGAGUCUGUCACCUUGCUGUGCUCCAAUAUUUCAACGGUUGUCGGACAUGUAGCCUGGUUUAAACAAGUCAACAGAUCAGAGCCUGUGUGUAUCUCGACUAUGUACAGCUCUCAUUCAUCAACAGUUGAUUAUUACUUAAAAAAUAGACAUUUUAAAAUGUACAGCAACAACACCACCAUCUUCCUUGAAAUCACAAAUUUGGAAAUAGCUGACAGUGGUCUGUAUUUCUGUGGAGUUUUUACAAAUACUAAAUACAUGGUAUUUGUCAGAGCAACAUUUUUAAAUGUUCAAGGGUCUAUCAUAAGUGAGGAAAUACAAGAGUCAGUAAAAAAAAGAGAGUGUAGUGAAACUACCAGUGCUGUCGGAGAGUGUAAUGGAAAUGCCAGUCAUCUUGGAGUGGGUGAUGGAUCUAUGGACUUGUUCUCAUUGGUUGUGAUCCUGGGUGGUGUGACUGCUGUUCUCCUGAUAGUUAUCAUCAUCCUGGUCCUCAAGAUCCGGCGAGACACAAAAACAGAUAAUGAGACUCAACUGCAGAGACAAAAUACCCAGGAUGUAGAUGAGAACACCGACUUUCUUAACUACGCAGCACUGAAUUUUAGUCAGAAGACGCCAAGAAAUACGAAAAGUCAGCUGAAUAUGAUGGAGACGGAUUCUCAUGUUGUUUACACCACCAAAUAAUGUCAAAUGUUUUAAUGUUGACACUGAUUCUUGAUGUUGUUCGGGCUUUGUCCUCUUAUUUUAAUUAUAUAUCAAACAUAAAAGGGGUGCUCUUGGAUCUUGUAAGCCACAUUGGCCAAAUGUUCUUCAUAUAUGACUCUGGUAUUAAGGCCCGCUAAGGUGAAUAUCAUCAGUAGGUUAUUAUAUUUAGAAUUCAACUAAGAAAUCAAACCAAGAUACCUAUAGCAUUUUUUAAAUAACAUAACAUAAGAUUGUGAAUGCAAAAUUCAACAAAUUUGGAACACUUUUGGA